AUGUCUGGCAAGGACAAUACCAGCUCGGGAACUGGUUCAUCCGGCAGCUCGUACUACCCGUACCAAGUCACCAACACUGGCGUCAAUACUGCAGGAAACAGCUGGGACACGCGCACUCAGCCUGGGGGUAACGCCUACCACUACUCCAAUUCUGGUAAGCAACCUCUUCUCGAUAUCCAAAGCUAUACCAAUGCUUUUCCUGCAGAUGGCUCCUACUACUACUCCAACGCCAAUGGCAGCACCUAUCACAACAACGGAUCUGGAGGCUCGACUUACACUGCUCCCAAUGGUAACGUCUACAAGAAGUGA
This is a messenger RNA of Fonsecaea erecta, 309 nucleotides long. RefSeq lists its product as hypothetical. Lineage: Eukaryota; Fungi; Ascomycota; Eurotiomycetes; Chaetothyriales; Herpotrichiellaceae. The record is from RefSeq and is a predicted model, not a curated record. Bases 1 to 309 code for a protein of 102 amino acids. The transcript is spliced from 2 exons.